CACUGACCUCACAUCCGGAUGGCCCUAUGGUGUCAAACCGCGGAUAACAUCCCAAUUUGAACAAGAACCCGCCACCACGGGAUGUUUCGCUCUCAUUGCAUUGAAAUUACAGGAAACAGAAAUGUUCAUGUGCAGUCACUGCUUCUAUUUGGUGUAUAAGAAGAGUUUCAAGAUAAACUACCCAGUACUGUACAGGAAUUUUUCGGAUGUAUGCCCUUUGUUAAUUUUUUGA
This is a messenger RNA of Haemonchus placei, 232 nucleotides long. NCBI's taxonomy places the organism in Eukaryota, Metazoa, Nematoda, Chromadorea, Rhabditida, Trichostrongylidae. The record is from the annotation of a GenBank genome assembly.